GGCGGAGCGGCCCUAGAGAAGAGCGAGAGGCUGAACGGGGCGAAGCGGCCGAAGAGCAGCGACUCCCCGGCGUGAACAUGGCGGAGACCGCACGCUCGCUCCUCGAGCACCGGGACACACACGGUGAAGGAGAAGGCGCCAAGCCCACACCGUCAACUCGGGGGCGUGGCUGUGGAAGGAAGAGAAAAGGGACACCCGUUAAAGUUUUCGUCACACACACAGAGGAAGAUGGCGUGCCUGAACACAACCUCAGCUCAGGUGAUCGAAAGGAUGGAUCAGAGAAUAAACGGUCCACCCAGGACCGGUCUGUCUGUAACACAGAGUCUGCUCCUCGCAGCUGCGGUCCAUCAGAGCUGACUCAGGAUAAAGUCCCCGCUUUAUCCAAGACCUCCUCCACACCGGCUCUGUCUCCAGCUGCCUCCUCAGUUCGGACCCCCACACCAGUACCCGCUCCGGCUCCGGCCACCGCAGCCCCAGCUCAGGCCGUCUCUCUGAGCCCGGCGUCCACGGCUCCGGCUGCUCCCGCUGCCUCUGCUCCGGCUUCAGCAGCCAUGCCCUACCCUCCCUCCCCUAACUGUCGCAUCCGAGAGGUCCACUGCGGGAGCCAGGUGCGCUUGGUGGUAAUCGCCAUUCGAGACAUCACCAAAGGAGAGGAAAUUACAGUCGAUUACAGCCUGAUUGAGUGGGGAGAGAACCUGGGUUUCCGUGCCACCGUGUCUGCAGCGCAACAAGAGUGUAACUCUGACUCUGACAAUAUCAAAAAGGAGGACGAGCCUCUGUCUUUGACGUCCCAGCAGCAGCAGCGGCGACAACAACAACAACAGGAGUUUGUCACCCCCUCCUGGUCCCUCUCACCUUCGUCCUCCCCCAUCUCCCACUCUGAUGCCAGUGACUCGGAUGCUGGAGAUGAAGACAACUCCAGCCGACGUGGGCGUGCCCCACGUCGGCGAAAGAAACGGCGUGGGGCUCCUUUAAAGAAGAAACCCCCCCACCGGACCCCACCCGGGCGCUCGCCACCUGUCUCCUCCUCCAUUGUGUCUCAUCUCAAUCGACCACUUGCUUCACCCCAGUCCUUUCCUCCCUGCUCGUCUUCCUCAUCCUCUACUUCCUCCAAGCCCGAGUUCAAACCUCCGACCCCUCUGGGUCCCAGCGUCGCAGGAAAUGCCUCCGCUGAUGUCCCAAAAGGAGGAGGGGCUUCUGUCGAGUCCACGCGCCAAACCUGCCAACACUGUGGGCGACACUUCCGCUCUCUGGGCCGUCACUUGGAUAAACACCACUCCCACCAGCCCGACGUGUGCUCCGCCCUCGUUGAGCGCUACACCCAGAUGCCUCAUCUGCACGCACAGAGCACGACCACAGCCACGGCGCCCCCCCACACCCAGCAACGCUCAAAGUUGUCCCACGCCAGAGGUGUGAGCCUCUGUUCAGAUCCUGCACAGAGUGGCGUCCAGGACCUAUCCAUGUCCCUGCCCACUCUGACUGCAGCCAACCAAUCACACAUCUCCUCAGGGGGGAGCGCCACGCCACCUGUGCUGACUCCCCCCCACGGACAGAACGCAGUGGCGGUGUCCGUCCUAAAGAGGGGCCCACCUCCUGUUUCUGCGACCCAGUUCAGGAAGGGAGCGACGAGGAGACUAAAGAAAGAAAAACAAAUGAAGGAAGAAGAGGAUGAGGUGGAGGAAGAGGAAGUGGAAGUAGUAGCUGUAAAGAAACCAAAAGAGGAGGAGGAUUUAGAGCUGGGGUGCCCUCAGUCCUUCAGCUGCAAAACAGCCAAAGAGAUGAAG
Nematolebias whitei (Rio pearlfish) is the source of this 1784-nucleotide messenger RNA. Its product is annotated as serine/arginine repetitive matrix protein 1. Lineage: Eukaryota; Metazoa; Chordata; Actinopteri; Cyprinodontiformes; Rivulidae. Gene Ontology annotation, molecular function: protein binding. The record is from RefSeq and is a predicted model, not a curated record.